UGACUUUGCCCCUGACGCUUGUAACCCCACGCUCCGCCACCGAGCGUCCGUCGGAGCCGGUUGGUGUCUGCGAUAUCUCUCGCAUGUUUGACAAGAGAGGAAGUGCCUGAUCUCUUUCUCUCUCCCUCCCUCCCUCUCUUCUCUGUAUCUAAUCCCACAUACACACAAAAAAAGAAAGAAAAAAAGUGGCGCACUGCUUGUGAUACGCGCGCCUUACACGUUGUUUACUUUUUCGUGCUCGCUUCCGUGCAUUUGUCUUUUUCUCCCCCUCCCUACCCCCCCCCCUAUCCUUUUUUUUUUUCCAUAUGGGGGACCGUCGCGCUAUUGUGGAUAUAUAGAGGCAGACACACGCCAUGGAGGACGACAUGAUGGAAGCGUGGCUGGACGACCACCUCGACUUCACGCACUCCUACUUUGUCAGGAAAGCGUCCAGGGACAUGGUGAAUGCUUGGUUCGCUGAACGUGUCCACGCCAUCAAGUCGCCCGCCUCCAAAGACAACCAGUACUCUACGGAUCCCGUCACCCUUAGCCUUUCGGGCAAUCACACCCCUGUGCCCAGCGUGGUCUCCAACCAACCGCCCGGCACCCCAGCUCGCAAAAUCUCCGCAUCCGAAUUCGACCGCCCUCUCCGGCCCAUCGUGGUGACGGACGAGGAGGGCUCAGUGACGUUUCUGAGCGACGCAGACCGCAAGAGCGUCCCCACGUGGGGCUUUGCAAUGCUGGACGGGGAUGCCGGAGACGGAAGCGCCAAGGUGGCUAGCGGCGGCAGUAACCGAGGCGAUCGUUGCACUCGACUGCUAGAGCUGGUGAAGGACGUUUCAAGCCAUCUGGAUGUGACAGCACUCUGCCACAAGAUCUUCCUCCACAUCAACGAGCUCAUUGCCGCAGACCGCUACUCGUUAUUUCUGGUGGGCGAGGACAGCUCGAACACAAAGUUCCUGAUCAGCCGCCUGUUUGAUGUGGCCGAGGGAUCCACGUUGGAAGAAUCAUCCAGCAGCAGCAUCCGACUGCAGUGGAAUAAGGGCAUUGUGGGACACGUGGCCGCCACGGGACAGCCGCUCAACAUCAAGAACGCUUAUGAGGACCCUCGAUUCAACGCGGAGGUCGAUAUGAUCACCGGUUACAAGACUCACAGUAUUCUGUGCCUUCCCAUCAAGAACCACAGAGACGAGGUAGUUGGAGUGGCUCAAGCUAUCAAUAAGAAAAAUGGAAAUGAUGGAGCCUUCACGCAACAGGAUGAAAAGGACUUCUCAGCUUACUUGGCAUUUUCCGGCAUCGUUCUGCACAACGCCCAGCUCUACGAGGUGUCACAGCUAGAAACCCGACGUAAUCAGGUGCUGUUGGAACUGGCAAGUCUCAUCUUUGAGGAGCAGCAGUGUCUAGAGGUUUUACUGAGGAAGUUUGCUGGAACCAUCCUGUCCUUCAUGCAGGCCCAGGCUUGUACGGUCUUCAUUGCUGAGAAUGACUCCACGGAGAACCCCUUUUCCAGUGUCUUUCAUAUGGAAUACGAAAACGGAAAAGUCCUUACUUCACCCAAAAGAGAAUCUCCUUGUGUCAACCAGAUCAACUACAUGUACGCUCAGUAUGUUAAAAAUACCAUGCAGCCUCUCAAUAUUGCCGAUGUCACCAAGGAUCAACGCUUCCCCUUGAUGCAGUGUGAAAAGCAAUAUCAGACGAGCAAACGGACAACAAGUUUGCUCUGCGCUCCUAUCAAGAAUGGCAAGAAGGACAAAGUCAUAGGUUGCUGCCAGUUAGUGAACAAGAUGGAUGAGGUGUCGGGCGGCACCAAGACGUUCAACAGGAACGACGAACAGUUCUUGGAGGCUUUUGCCAUUUUUUGUGGCCUCGCCAUCCAGAACACGCAGAUGUACGAGACCGUGGAGAGAGCCAUGGCCAAGCAGCAGGUCACUCUUGAGGUCCUUUCAUAUCAUGCUUCGGCUGCUGCAGAAGAGUCUCAGGGGCUCCAGGCAGCCACAAUUCCAUCGGCCCAGUCGCUGCGACUCCUGGACUUUGGCUUCAGCGAUUUUGACUUGUCGGACACCGAAACCACGUUGGGUACUGUGCGCAUGUUUGUCGACCUCGACCUGGUGCACAACUUCCACAUGAAGCACACGAACUUAUGCCAGUGGAUUCUGAGCGUGAAGAAGAACUACAGGAAGAAUGUGGCCUAUCACAACUGGAGACAUGCUUUCAACACUGCCCAGUGCAUGUUUGCCCUCCUUAAAUCAGGGCGCUUGCAGAAUCGCCUUAGGGAUUUAGAGGUUCUGGCUCUGAUGAUCGCUACGCUCUGCCAUGACCUGGACCACAGAGGAGUCAACAACUUCUACAUACAGAGGAGUGAGCACCCACUGGCACAGCUUUACUGCCACUCCACCAUGGAGCAUCACCAUUUUGACCAGUGCCUCAUGAUCCUCAACAGUCCAGGCAACCAGAUACUGAGUGGCCUCUCCCUGGAUGAGUACAAAUGCACUCUAAAGAUGAUUGAGAGGGCCAUUUUGUCCACCGACCUGGCCUUGUACAUUAAGAGACGCGAGGAGUUCUUUGAGCUCACUCAUAACAGACAGUUUGUUUGGGAGACUGAUCACCACCGCGAUUUACUUAGGUCAAUGCUGAUGACUGCAUGCGAUAUAUCAGCAAUCACCAAGCCCUGGCCGGUGCAAAAGAAGAUUGCAGAGCUGGUGGCGACUGAGUUCUUCGAGCAAGGGGACAAAGAGAGACUAGAACUAAACAUUGAGCCCAGUGACUUGAUGAAUCGGGAGAAGCGAGAUAAGAUUCCCAGCAUGCAGGUCUCCUUCAUUGAUGCCAUCUGCACGCAGUUAUAUGAGACCUUGGCAGGCAUGUCUGACGAUUGCUCCCCUUUGCUGGAGGGAUGUCGGACGAACCGUCAGCAUUGGAAGUGCUUGGCCGAGGAGUAUGAAAAAGGCCUGGUCAACAGUCUGGUGUGACUGUCAUCACGGACGCCCACGUGGCAUGGUCACAUUCUUCCUGUCUUGCUCACUUUAUUCUUAUUUAUUGUUUUUGUUUGUUUGUUUGUUUUACACACACAUUCUUUUCUAAGGUGAUGAAAAAAGUCAUUUCACAAUUUAUACUUAACACAGCUAUCAUGAACAGCAGCCUACUGAGCUAAUUACAAGCGAAAAAGUAACGAUACUGCAAUCGUUUGCUAAUGAUAUGAUACAGCAGUUGUGCAAUAUCCUGGAAAAAACAAAACAUCGAAAGUACACCCCGGUGUCAACGAUUAGUGGAAUCGCGGCGUAAGGAUGUGAAACGAUAUUGCAAUAUUUGGCCAAUAAUGACCCUCACAAGACGGAGAUUGUGCGAUAAACAUUUUAUGUUUUAGAGGGGGGAAAUCAUACGCUAACUCGCACGCACAAAAUGAUGGUGAUACUUUACAAUAACGGUAUCACGAUAAAGAAACUGCGGUAAGUGAUAAGUAUCGAUACAGGAGGAGCUACGGCAUUUUGGUGGCUGCCCAUAUCACUGUUCCUUGCACGUAUUUUCAGCCAUGGGAAGAGGUAAAGAUCUAUGGUUACCAUGGCAACGGUCUGGCGUAUCCGUGGACCAUCUAGGACAGCUUUCAUUAUGCGCAGCAGUUCGUGUGCAGUUCUCACAAAUAUGUCAUUGGUCAGUCUUGCCAUUUUUUCAGUCAUUACAGUACAGAAGCUAUUUAUUAUUUUUGCACUGAGUGGCGUUGAAUUCAUAGCUUACAGAUAUGAGAAGGGAAAAAAAA
Molecule: messenger RNA, 3730 nt
Organism: Hippocampus comes (tiger tail seahorse)
Lineage: Eukaryota; Metazoa; Chordata; Actinopteri; Syngnathiformes; Syngnathidae
Gene: pde5ab
Product: phosphodiesterase 5A, cGMP-specific, b
Exons: 22
Coding region: 354-2945 (863 amino acids)
Biological process (GO): signal transduction
Molecular function (GO): protein binding; 3',5'-cyclic-nucleotide phosphodiesterase activity
Source: RefSeq, a predicted model, not a curated record